This is a messenger RNA of Hyaloscypha bicolor E, 1506 nucleotides long. RefSeq names its product Arginase/deacetylase. NCBI's taxonomy places the organism in Eukaryota, Fungi, Ascomycota, Leotiomycetes, Helotiales, Hyaloscyphaceae. The transcript is spliced from 4 exons. Bases 1 to 1215 code for a protein of 404 amino acids. The record is from RefSeq and is a predicted model, not a curated record. Gene Ontology annotation, molecular function: metal ion binding; agmatinase activity.
AUGAUUUCCUUUCUUAUCCUCGUUGUGUUUGUCUACUCCGUAUGCGCGUCCAAGCACUCGCAGAAAUUUCUCGAUAAUCAUGAUAGGCCUUCAAAUUUCAUACAAUCUUCGAUCUACGGGAAGAAUCUUGAACAAAACUCCUUGCCCGAUCCUGUUACUCUGCCACCGUCAUAUCAAAGCCGAGAUUUUGAUCAAGAAGAUGCUUUCGGCGGAAUCGGCACAUUCGCCCAUCUCCCAUUCACAGAAUGUACCAAUUCAGCGAACAGUGGCACUUUCGAUAUAGGCAUCGUUGGUCAUCCCUUUGACCUGGGAGUAUCCUAUCGACCGGGAGCAAGAUUUGGGCCAAAUGGAGCCAGGCAAGGUGCUCGGAGACUCUCGUCAGUCGGAGGAUUGGAGUACGUCACUAUAGAUCAUGGAGUUAAUCCCUUUCGAAAUUGGGCUACAGUGACAGACUGUGGUGAUAUCAGCAACACGCCAUUUGAUAAGUUGGUUGCCAUUCAAGAGUUGGAACAUGGUAUGAAGACGAUCAAUUCGAUGACGCCGAAGAAUGUCUCUGCUGCAGACGCUGUGAGACUCAUUACAAUUGGUGGUGAUCAUACAAUCACUUUGCCAAUCCUACGAGCUCUGCAUUCAACAUGGGGAAGAGUCGCUGUCCUUCAUUUUGACAGCCAUCUCGAUACCUGGGAUCCAAAACAACUGGGAGGUGGACUGACAAAACAUUCCGAAGUCAAUCAUGGAACAAUGCUUCACAUUGCACACGAAGAAGGCUUGCUGUCAAACCACAGCAACAUGCAUCUCGGAUCCCGAUGUGCAUUAUUUGAUGAGCACUACGACAUCGACAACGAUAUUCGAUGCGGGUUUAGUAUUAUACGAGCCCGAGAACUGGACAAAAUUGGUGUUGACAAAGUUGUGAAAAAGGUUUUGGAUACUGUGGGUGACGAGUAUGUUUACUUGAGCGUCGACAUCGACGUGUUGGAUCCCGCAUUUGCUCCAGCUACGGGAACGAUCGAGCCUGGUGGCUGGACGACAAGAGAAUUGCUGGCAAUAAUCAACGGAUUAUCGGAAGCUGGCCUGAAAAUCAUUGGAUCCGACGUUGUCGAGUUCACACCAGUAUACGAUAACGCUGCUGAGACGACAGGAAUCGUAGUCAGUCAGAUCAUCUACGAGAUUUUGCAAUGGAUGGUAAAAGUUCCCGUCAAGACACCAAAAGCAUAGAUAUCUGAGAGAGUGAGGCCUGGAUUCGGCGGCGCAAAAGAAUUUCAGCAAGAUGGAGCAAUUUCUUCACAGAUUAAAGGAACGAUACUCAUAAAUUAUGGCCUAGGCACCUUAAAGCGCUUGAAAACUGGUUCGCAGUUCACGAGCUUCCAGCACAUGGCGGUCGAAAGUGAGGGUGAAACACUUUCUUUUACCUCGGAGUAUAUUGAUCAUCGUGAGCUAAAAGUUCAACUCACGUUAACAACGGAGCGGGAUUUGAUAACCGACAUCCCUGCACAGCGAAAAUCCCGU